Messenger RNA from Cantharellus anzutake, 942 nucleotides. RefSeq lists its product as uncharacterized. The record is from RefSeq and is a predicted model, not a curated record. The transcript has a single exon. NCBI's taxonomy places the organism in Eukaryota, Fungi, Basidiomycota, Agaricomycetes, Cantharellales, Hydnaceae. Gene Ontology annotation, cellular component: Golgi apparatus. The coding region runs from base 12 to 830 and encodes 272 amino acids. Gene Ontology annotation, biological process: protein secretion; Golgi organization.
AACAUGAUUAUAUGCACAGGACCAAUAUCACCGAGCCUUCCGACGGGAAGAAGCAUACCGUUUCUCGUGGAUCGUUUGCCCAGCAGUAUCUCUCGCAUAAUGAGGGUACACAACUAUCACUGCUCGGCUACCUCAGCGAACACUACGACGGAGAUGCGACGCACCUUAAGACUGCCGGCUUCAACUUCACCCUCUUCGCACCGAAACCGUCGAGAUCAUCAUCGGGUUUGGAGUACGAAGCUGCUCUGCUGACCAAUCAUGGAGCCCGUGGCCCCUUGGCAUAUCGUUCCAUCUCCUCUGCCGAUGAAUGCCACUGCGGAGGAAUAUCCAACGCAGUAGAUGGAAGCCCCGUCGAUGGUCUUGGUCGAACAGGACCAUGGCCAAAGAUAGAUAUUGGUCGUGUACGAUUCGAGGAAAUCCUUAAUGUUAGAAGAUCCUCAAGUUCAGACCUGACCGAUGACGAGCAGGAAGUGGCUCUGAUAGAAGCUCUCAUGGAACUCAUGGGAUGGUCACCGCCGUCUUUCGAUCCAUCCUUAGAUCGUCUUCGCGACUCGAUUUUUAUCCCUCCCUUCAAUAUUGUACCUCGCCUCUCAACCCCAGUUAACUCUGAUGCUACUCCGCCAGCGGAACCACCUCCGAGGCAGAGGAGCAAACUUUACGGCACCCGUCUAACUACAGUAAUUUUGGUUCGGAGAGACGGAAGGGUCUGCUUUGUGGAGAGAGAUAGAAGCGCGCUGAAGGGAGAUGGAGGACCGGAAGAUGUGGCUGAGGUCUUUGGUUCGAGAGGAAAAUUGGAGACACAGCGAGUGUACAAGUUUUCCCUUACAUAGCGAACUAUAACGCGCACUUAUCUACUGCCCAAAAAUCGAAAUUCAUAAAAUUCUUGAGCGAUCAAUGCAUCAUCUCAGAAUCCAUGUGUUUUUAGUCAAGCGCAGCCAGAAC